Molecule: messenger RNA, 695 nt
Organism: Mangifera indica (mango)
Lineage: Eukaryota; Viridiplantae; Streptophyta; Magnoliopsida; Sapindales; Anacardiaceae
Product: protein NONRESPONDING TO OXYLIPINS 2, mitochondrial-like
Exons: 3
Coding region: 95-394 (99 amino acids)
Cellular component (GO): mitochondrion
Source: RefSeq, a predicted model, not a curated record
UUAGAGGCGCAUUACACACCAGGCGCAACUUAUUUAUUAUGCCUUUUGUAUAAACCCUAGUAAUAGCUUAAACCCUGGUAAGAGCAUUGAGAUAAUGGCUGGAAAUGGAUCAAGGAUUCUCUCUCGAUUAUCAUCUACUCGGUCACCCUCUUUCUCUGUCAAACCGAGAACCAAAAAUUCGGUUAUGCCCACAAUUUCUCCAUUGAAAUCAAGCUCUCAGCCUCUGGUCUCCUCUUCAGUGAAGCGCAUUUCAAGAUUACCAGUGGAGUUGAGCUGUUUGAUGUCGAUGAUGCCAUUGCAUAGUGCAGUAGCUUCCGCUCGCUUGAGAUCAUUUCUUUCCAUCGAUUCUCAGAGCUGGGGUUUGGUGCCUCAAGGUAUCUCUAUGCCUUUAUGACACAAGUUUUUUUCUGGGUGUUUUUCAUCGAGCAGAUUUCAUGUUAAUCUGAUAGUGCACUUUCUUCUCGAAUUUCAUAAAGGUAAGGGGUUUUAUAUGUUGGUUUUUCAUUGCCUCUUAUCCAGAGUUGGAGAGAUGUAUUUUGUAAGAAAUAUUUGCUCAAGGAAAAAUCUGAGGUUAAAAAAAACGUUGAAUACCUGGAUAUCUCUUUGGAUUGAGCUGAAUCAAUUGACUUGAUAUAAUACAUCUCAAUAAUUUUAUUGGUUUCUUUGUGUAGUCCAAACCAUGCAAUUCGCUAUUA